AAAUAAAAGAAGAAAAAAAAAAUCAAAAGUUACUGCAUGCCUUCACGUGAGACUCACGUGUUCGUCGGGAAACCAAGUAGAUAGAUAAGCCCUAAAGAAGUUGCAUUUCUUCGUCGAGAAGCUGCUGCGAGAGUGCGAGAUUCGCUGAUACAUACAGGCAAACCAAAAAAAAAAAAUGGCGGAACAAGAAUCAGACAAGAACAUCGAGAUCUGGAAAAUCAAGAAACUAAUCAAAGGCCUCGAAAGCGCUCGAGGCAACGGAACGAGCAUGAUCUCACUCAUAAUGCCACCGCGAGACCAAGUGGCACGCGUCACCAAGAUGCUCGCCGACGAGUACGGAACGGCCUCGAACAUCAAGAGCCGAGUGAACCGCCAGUCAGUCCUCUCCGCCAUCACCUCCGCUCAGCAAAGGCUCAAGCUUUACAACAAAGUCCCACCCAACGGCCUCGUCCUCUACACCGGCACCAUCGUCACCGACGACGGCAAGGAGAAGAAAGUCACCAUCGACUUCGAGCCUUUCAAGCCCAUCAACGCCUCCCUCUACCUCUGCGACAACAAGUUCCACACCGAGCCUCUCAACGAGCUUCUCGAGUCUGAUGAUAAGUUCGGGUUCAUCGUCAUGGACGGGAACGGGACUCUGUUCGGUACUUUGAGUGGGAACACGAGGGAGGUGCUUCAUAAGUUCACUGUUGAUCUCCCCAAGAAGCAUGGGAGAGGAGGGCAGUCCGCGCUUCGGUUCGCGAGGCUUAGGAUGGAGAAGAGGCAUAACUACGUGAGGAAGACGGCUGAGCUCGCUACUCAGUUUUACAUCAAUCCGGCGACGAGCCAGCCUAAUGUCUCUGGUCUGAUCCUCGCCGGUUCGGCCGAUUUCAAGACAGAGUUGAGCCAGUCUGAGCUCUUUGACCCUCGUCUUCAGGCUAAGAUACUCAACGUGGUUGAUGUCUCUUACGGUGGGGAGAACGGUUUCAACCAAGCGAUUGAGCUCUCUGCUGAGAUUCUCUCCAAUGUGAAGUUCAUUCAGGAGAAGAAGCUUAUCGGGAAGUACUUUGAGGAGAUCAGUCAAGACACCGGGAAGUACGUAUUCGGGGUUGAUGAUACUCUAAAGGCGUUAGACAUGGGUGCUGUUGAGACUCUUAUUGUUUGGGAGAAUCUUGAUAUCAAUAGGUAUGAGUUGAAGAACAACGCAACCGGGGAGAUUGUGAUUAAGCAUCUGGGGAAGGAUCAGGAGAAUGAUCAGAGCAAUUUUCAUGAUGCGGAGAGCAAUGCUGAGUUGGAAGUUGUGGAGAAGAUGCCUCUGCUUGAGUGGUUUGCUAAUGAGUAUAAACGUUUUGGUUGUACGCUUGAGUUCGUGACUAACAAGUCGCAAGAAGGGUCACAGUUCUGUAGGGGUUUUGGUGGGAUUGGUGGGUUGUUGAGGUACCAGCUUGAUAUGAGGACUUUUGACGAGCUAUCAGAUGGGGAAGUUUAUGGAGAUUCAGAUUAAAGUGGUGUAAGAUCUCAAAGAAGGAUUUUGGGGAAAAAGAAAGAAAGAAAGAAAGAAAGAAUGUUUUUUUUUUACCUUUUACUGUCUCUGUAAUGUCUUCCUUUUUUCAAAAGGUUCUACAUGAUUUUAAUGUCUGUCUCUUAUGUGUGUUUCUGAAAAACAAUGAUGUUAAAAUGUAUGAGAAAUUUAAACUUUUUUAUCUGAAAUUUUUGUGAUC
Molecule: messenger RNA, 1700 nt
Organism: Raphanus sativus (radish)
Lineage: Eukaryota; Viridiplantae; Streptophyta; Magnoliopsida; Brassicales; Brassicaceae
Product: eukaryotic peptide chain release factor subunit 1-3
Exons: 2
Coding region: 176-1483 (435 amino acids)
Biological process (GO): cytoplasmic translational termination
Cellular component (GO): translation release factor complex; cytosol
Molecular function (GO): sequence-specific mRNA binding; translation release factor activity, codon specific
Source: RefSeq, a predicted model, not a curated record